Harmonia axyridis is the source of this 1792-nucleotide messenger RNA. RefSeq names its product SET domain-containing protein SmydA-8-like. The record is from RefSeq and is a predicted model, not a curated record. The transcript is spliced from 3 exons. Gene Ontology annotation, molecular function: protein binding. Lineage: Eukaryota; Metazoa; Arthropoda; Insecta; Coleoptera; Coccinellidae. The coding region runs from base 84 to 1619 and encodes 511 amino acids.
CAUUCUCAGUUCUAAAAAUGCUCACACCGAUAUAGUCUAUGUUGAAAAUUUAACUAGAGCAUCAUCAAAAAGGUCAUUUUAAAAUGAGCCAAUUUUGUGGUGUUUGUAAGAAAAGUGCCGUACAAAGCUGUUCAGCCUGUAAUUCUAUAUAUUAUUGUGGAAAGGAACAUCAAAAAGCACAUUGGAAACACCACAAAGCUGCUUGUGUCCCGUUCAAGACUGUCAACGAAGAAAAUGGUAAAAUUUUGGUUGCCAUAAGGAACAUUGAACCCGGAGAAAAAAUCAUCACCAAGCUUCCUUUAAUUGUUGGACCCAUAACAGUGAAAGAUGUUAUUUGCGUCUCAUGUUUCCGAAAAUUAGAUGAAAAUUCUGCAGAGAAAUGCUUAAUUUGUGAUCUCAAACUAUGCUCGAAAACAUGUGUAUCGAAACAAGAACAUUCCAACUUCUGCAAUUUGUUCAAACAAAAAAAUGUAAAGGCUGGACAGUGUCCUAACCUAUUCACACAUUUGGUUCCUUUGAAAAUACUCAUGUUAAAAUCGAUCGAUUUCAAGACCUUCGAUUCCAUCGUGAGUAACUACGUCUACGAUGAACCAAAAGAAAGACUCAGUAGCGUAGUUUUGGAAUUGUCGAAAUUGUGUGACCAACUCGGUCUUGCAAGUACUGAUGAAGAACUUUCAAAAAUACUGGUGAUUUCCAAGAAGAAUUUCGUAGGGAUAAAUUCUUCCAAGGAUGGUAAUAUCAAAGGACUUUAUCCUACCGUUCCUUUACUUAAACAGAAUUGCGUUCCUAAUACCAAAAAUGUUUUUGUCGAAGAAGGAAAUCAAUUGAAUAUCUACGCUACAGUGCUUAUAAAAAAGGGUGAAAUGUUGAAGACUAACUUUUCUGAACCUUUGUGGGGAACUCUAGAUAGACAAACCUACCUCAAGACUAUGAAAUACAUUAGUUGUGCAUGUGACAGAUGUAAGGAUUCUAAAGAAUUGGACACUUACAUCAGCUCAAUUUACUGUCAAAAAUGCAAGGAUACUCUUCUAGAAGACAUAAGUCCAAAAGUUGUGAGUUCAAACCCGCUGGAUACUGAUGCUGAUUGGUUUUGUGAGAAAUGUACAAAUAGGAUUCCAGGGAAACAAAUCGCUUUUGGUAAUAAGUCUUUACUUAGAGAAAUAAGUGGCCCAAAUAUGAACCAACCGAAAUCUUUGGAGCAUUUCUUGUUCAAAUACGGAGAAAUAUUGCAUCCCACUAAUUCUUUUAGUUUGAGGGUGAAAUUUAGUCUGGUACAGCUUUAUGGAAACACAGAAUCAUUCGAGUAUAAUGAUAUGCCAUUGGAACUUUUGGAAAGGAAAAUAUAUCUUUGUAAUGAAUUAUUGGAGAUUGCAGACAAAAUUGAUCCUGGAUAUUCUCGAUUCAGAGGAAUUCUUCUUCACGAACUACAGACAUCGAUGGUUUUGCAAGCCAAAAAAGAAUACUGCGGAGACCUCAUCACCAAAACUGAAGCAGAGGACAAAUUGAGAAAAUCUCUGGAUAUCCUACAAGAAUCAUGUAAAAUACUAAUGGUAGAACCAGAAUUCAAAGAAACUCUACAAGAAAAAAUGCAAACAUUGAACACCUUGCUCGAAAUAUAAAUUUCAAAUUAUUCGAUUUCUUCAGCGCCACCUCCUGGAGAUACAUCAAACUAUAAAAAAUUAAAUCGUUUAUAUUAUUACUGAUUGAUCACAAUUAUUGUUUUUAUUACAUUUAGUGAUUAAGAAUAAAAAUAUAGUGAAUUUUAUAGAUAAAAAUUAAGUUUGAAAAAGAA